AUGCUUGUGGGAGCAGUUACAGUAGAGGAUGCGGUUUCACAUCAGGACCAGAGUCCCUCCUGUCUUGCCUUGGGCAUGGCGAUGACGCUGUGGAUGUUCACAGGAGGCACUUGCCAUGUCGGCGAGAUGUAUCGUGCCAAGGAUCAGGUCUUGGAGAGCUCUGAUGCAGACACGGCGGAGGAUGUGCUCUGGGAGUCAGGAGGAGCUACAGGCAACCUUGCGGCUUUCCUUGAGUCCAGUGCGAACGUGACACGAUGCGCGCACCUCUCAGCUUUCGUCCAGACUCUUGAGUUACACGGGAUGAGGCGGGUGGACCCCAUGGACCGGAGACAUCUGCAUCCCCUCGUCAUUCCCGUAGCUGUCAGCCCGACAUCAGGAUCUCAUACUUGCAUGCUCCGGAUGCCCAGCGCCUCCAAGGGGGACAUGCUUCCUAUCGUGGAGACAACCGGGCAGACCGGGCUGAGACUGGUGGCUCCGAACACACGAUCGUACCUCAUGAGACUCGCGGUGGAAGCAGACGAGUCUGCGGAUGAAGGGAAGAAGUCAGCGGUGAUCGAGGCAGCGAACAGCGCGGGAGAGCUGUACAAGAGGGGCGAAAAGAAAGAAAAAUCCCCCAGCCUGUCGUUGACCAAGUACAUCUUGUCCAAGGUUGGAGCAUUCCCAGACCUCUACGAGGAACUCGCGCUUCACCACCUCGAGCGCGGUGAUCAGACGGCAGCGCUGGUGGCUGCAGAACGCUCUGCGAAGAUUCAACAUGGCUGGGGAAGCGGGUAUCGUUUCCAGGCUCUGCUGUACACAAAGCUGGGGAGAGAGAAGGAGGCGAAAGAUGCUGCGAAGCUGGCGCUGAUGAUGCCGUUGUGGACUCUGGGAGAGCAAGUGGAGGAGGUGUCACGGCAGGCGGGCGAGGCAGAUGUGAAGGCCUUCAAGCAGAAGAUUGCGGAGAUGUCCAAGAGCACGAGAACAAUCGAGAUGAGCCAGGCAUGCCAUGGCCACCCGUUGGAAAAGGCGAAAGAGGAGGCGAUGUUGGAGCGGGCUGAUGAUAUCAUGAAUGAAGUCUGUUUGGGAACAUACAAGGGAUGGGACGAUGUCCGAAGUCAGCUGGCAGAGAUCUACAUGGGAGGAGGCAGGAUGGACCUCGCCAGCUUCGUGCAAGCGCACUCGGAGCGGUAG
Guillardia theta CCMP2712 is the source of this 1170-nucleotide messenger RNA. RefSeq lists its product as hypothetical. The coding region runs from base 1 to 1170 and encodes 389 amino acids. The record is from RefSeq and is a predicted model, not a curated record. The transcript has 17 exons. NCBI's taxonomy places the organism in Eukaryota, Cryptophyceae, Pyrenomonadales, Geminigeraceae. Gene Ontology annotation, molecular function: protein binding.